CGGUCCCCUGACGAUGAUGACGAUGAUGAUGCAUGGAAUGUUCACCUGCCACCUAUAGCUUUGCCCUCCACAUCCCAGGGUUUGACAGAAAAACAAAAAAAACUAAUGCGAUACCGAAGAGUCAAGGAACAGCAGAAGAUGCUUAAUCAGAUCAUAGUUAAAGAGGCCAAAAGAGAGUAUGAAGACGCCACAGAUGAAUUUGUUAGAAGAGAACCCCAGCCUCCUAUUCCACAAUUGCCUUUAACUAUGAACAGUGAGCAGAAACAAAUAAGAAACAACUAUCUCUUUUUGAAGAAGUGUGUUGAAAGUAAUCCAGUGGUACCUAUUCAGCAAGAGUGGUUAGCGUCCAUGCUCACUUUGGUACCUGGUAAUCUAAUGGAAGGCAAGGGCAGAAUGAAAUUGGUGGAAGAGCUCUUAGCUGAGAUAACAAAUGAUUAUGAAAUGAGCAUGAAGAGAUACAUGGUGCGAAGUGUUCUUGUCAAACCAAGUGUAAAAUUGCUUGAAUAUGAGAAGGAGGAACCUUUGCCGGUUGAACCUGUAGGAUUAGACUUUUCCAGACCCUGGCAUAAAAGCUUUCUACAAGCAAGAAAACAGAUAUUUGCAAAUCUACAUAUUCUGCACCCAACUCUAAGAAUUUUACUGGAUAUUGGUUAUAAAACCUUUUCAAAGUUACUUGUAGUAGAUGUGUCAAAUUUCAGGUCGAGGGGCCCAACUGAGUAUGAAUCUCUUCAGAAUGAUGUGUCUAUAAACUGCUUAAAAACUGAAGAAAAGUUACUAAACACAUGGUACCCAAGGGUUAUCAAUCUCUUCACUAGAAAAGAAGCACUGGAGGGUAUAAAGCCCGACAAAAUUGAUAGUUUCUAUAAUUGUGUGUCUACACUUAUGUCUAAUCAGAUAAAGGAAUUAUUGAAAAGAACGGUUGAGGCGUAUGUGGAACUAUUUGAUCUUGAAGACCAAAGACGUCUGCCUUUGUUUAAGAUGGAGCUAACUUUUGAUGAUGAGAAAAUGGACUUCUAUCCAUCCUUUCAAGAUCUGGAAGAUGCCAUUUUGUUUAUAGUUCUUUUGAUUUCACAGACUCUGCAGAAUGUCCAGGCAGUACAUUCCUGGCUAGCUGGUGGGACCACAGUUGCAACUAUUGACACAGAACUUCCUGAGCAUGUUAUAGCAUGGGCAAACUCUAUACUGAGGGAAGCAGUUAAUGAAAACUUGAAAGGACCAAAAGCACACUUGGAUUAUUAUUUAGAAAAGUAUGGCUGGCUAGUAGAUGGUACUGCAGAUGAUCGAAUAAGAGAAUUUGUAACUGACGAGCAUAGUUUUGAUGACUAUACAGAGUUUAUAGAUGACUUUUUCAGUCUUGCAAAGGAAAUAAUGAGCUUGCCAAUGAUUGCUCAUUUCCCUAUGGUGCGAUUAGACUGUGAAGAUUUGAAGCAAGGUUUGAGUGACAAGGCAAAGAGCUUUGCAAAUAAAUUAUUGUACAUAAUAGCAGAAAAUCACAAAACGGAAAAUAAAAUGAUAUGCAAGGAAUUUGAGACCAUCAAAGAACGUGCAUUAAAACCUCCCGAGACAACAGAAGAAAUGAUGGAAAGCAUAUUAUAUAUAGACAAGGCUAAAACCGUAGGAAUCCAAAGUUUAUAUGAAAGGAUCAAGGAAAGUCAACGGCGAAUGAACUACCUCCUAGAUGUUUUUAACUUUGACCCAGAAGGCUUGUCACUGAAUGCCACUGUCCUACUAUGGCCUCAGAAUAUUAAUCCCGUCUUUGAUGAAAAUGAUGAACUUAUUGAAAGGUCUAAACGUAAAGGUGAAAGUGACUUAUUGGCCAAACGUGAGAAACUGAUACUGGAAAUAGAUAGGCAAACUCGUCGUAUGCAUGAGUUUACAGAAUACCAGGAUUUGGAUCGCAUGCAACAGUAUGUGACUGACAUGAGAACAAUGCAGAAACGCAUUCAAGAUGCUGAAGAAACAGUUGCCUUCAUUAACAAGGAAGAAAAGCUUUUUAAUUGGGAGCAGACUGAAUACCCAGAUUUGGAGACCUUAAAAGUUAACACUGAGCCCUACCAAAAACUUUUUGCUUUCAUAUUGAAAUGGCAGCGGACUGAAAAAAGAUGGAUGGAUGGUGCUUUUUUAGAUCUCAAUGGUGAAAGUAUGGAAACGGAGGUAGAUGAGUUUUUUCGAGAAAUUUAUAAGACAGUAAGGUUCUUUCAACAAAAGCUAAAGAAAGCUGAACUAGAGAGAAAAAAGUCACUGCAGCGCAGAGCAGUGGUAGAAGAGAGGGUGGAAGAAGAAAAGAAGGACAGCCCAACUAUUUCAAUGUGUAAUGCAGUAAUGGAGCAAGUUAAAGAUUUUAAGGAAAAUAUCCCUUUGGUGACUAUCCUUUGUAACCCAGGCAUAAGGGCUCGUCACUGGAAACAGAUGUCAGAAAUUGUUGGCUAUGAUUUAACUCCAGAUUCUGGAACUACCCUAAGAAAGGUUUUAAAGCAGAACUUGACCCCUUUCCUAGAGAAAUUUGAAACUAUAAGUAUGGGAGCGAGCAAGGAAUUCUCAUUAGAGAAAGCAAUGCACACUAUGAUGGAUACCUGGGAUUCAAUUUCCUUCCAAAUAAGCUUAUACCGUGAGACUGGUGUUAAUAUUCUGUGCGCAGUCGAUGAAAUUCAGACUAUUCUGGAUGACCAGAUUAUAAAAACCCAGACAAUGAGGGGAUCACCCUUCAUAAAGCCUUUUGAAAAACAAAUGAAGGAAUGGGAAGAUCGCUUGAUUAGGAUUCAAGAGACUAUUGAUGAGUGGUUGAAAGUACAAGCUCAGUGGCUUUACUUAGAACCAAUAUUUUCUUCAGAGGACAUAAUGCAACAGAUGCCAGAGGAGGGACGUCAGUUCCAGACGGUGGAUAGAUACUGGAAAGACAUUAUGAAAUACUGUGCCAAAGACCCCAAGGUUCUUGCUGCUACUUCAUUGACAGGCUUAUUGGAAAAGCUUCAGAAUUGUAAUGAACUUCUGGACAAAAUAAUGAGAGGACUGAAUGCAUAUCUUGAGAAAAAGCGUCUCUUUUUCCCUCGCUUUUUCUUCUUGUCUAAUGAUGAAAUGUUGGAGAUCCUGUCAGAGACUAAAGACCCUCUCAGAGUCCAGCCUCACUUGAAAAAGUGUUUUGAGGGCAUUGCUAAACUGGAAUUUCUUUACAACCUGGACAUUAAGUCAAUGUUCAGCACUGAAGGUGAACGGGUGGAGUUUAUUUCAACAAUCUCAACUUCUGAAGCUCGAGGUGCUGUGGAGAAGUGGCUAAUACAAGUGGAAGAUAUUAUGCUGAGAAGUAUACAUGAUGUCAUUACAAGAUCAAGACUGGCAUAUCCAGAAACAGAAAGAAAAGAUUGGGUGAGAGAAUGGCCUGGUCAAGUAGUUAUUUGUGUCUCACAAAUGUUCUGGACAAGUGAAGUACACGAAGCCAUAGCUAGUGGCCCAGAGGGCUUAAAGAAUUAUUACGCUAACCUUCAGUUACAGUUAAAUGAUAUUGUGGAGCUGGUAAGAGGGAAGUUGUCUAAACAAACAAGGACCACACUGGGUGCUUUGGUUACUAUUGAUGUACACGCUAGAGAUGUCGUCAUGGAAAUGAUUGAAAGUGGCGUGUUGCAUGAAACAGAUUUUCAGUGGCUUGCUCAGUUACGGUAUUACUGGGAGUAUGAGAACGUCCGGGUGCGCAUCAUCAAUUGCAAUGUAAAAUAUGCAUAUGAAUACCUUGGCAACUCUCCUCGACUUGUCAUCACUCCUCUUACAGACAGAUGUUACCGCACUCUGAUUGGAGCAUUUUAUUUAAAUCUUGGUGGUGCUCCGGAGGGCCCAGCUGGGACAGGUAAAACAGAGACCACCAAAGAUUUGGCUAAAGCUCUUGCCGUGCAAUGUGUUGUCUUCAACUGUUCUGAUGGCCUUGAUUACCUAGCCAUGGGGAAGUUUUUCAAGGGGUUGGCUUCUUCAGGUGCUUGGGCCUGCUUUGAUGAAUUCAAUCGCAUUGAGUUGGAAGUCCUGUCUGUAGUAGCUCAGCAGAUCCUUUGCAUCCAGAGGGCUAUACAGCUGAAGCUGGAGACGUUUAAUUUUGAAGGCACUGAACUGAAGCUGAACCCCAACUGUUUUGUUGCUAUUACUAUGAAUCCAGGUUAUGCAGGGCGCUCUGAACUGCCAGACAAUCUCAAGGUCCUCUUCCGAACUGUUGCCAUGAUGGUUCCUAACUAUGCUCUCAUUGCUGAAAUCUCUCUCUAUUCAUAUGGGUUUCUGAAUGCUAAACCUUUAUCAGUGAAAAUAGUAAUGACCUACAGAUUGUGCUCAGAACAGCUUUCAUCUCAGUUCCAUUAUGACUAUGGUAUGCGUGCAGUCAAAGCAGUGCUGAUAGCUGCUGGCAAUCUAAAACUGAAAUUUCCUUUUGAAAAUGAAGAUAUACUGCUCCUUCGAUCAAUCAAAGAUGUAAAUGAACCUAAGUUUUUGUCACAUGACAUACCUCUGUUUAUGGGCAUUACAAGUGAUUUAUUCCCUGGUAUUAAGCUUCCUGAAGCUGACUACAAUGAUUUUCUGGAAUGUGCAAAUGAAUGCUGUAAAGCACACAAUGUUCAGCCUGUUAAAGUUUUUCUAGAAAAGAUGAUACAGACCUAUGAAAUGAUGAUAGUUAGACAUGGUUUUAUGCUUGUAGGUGAGCCUUUUGCUGGGAAGACCAAAGUUUUGCAUGUGUUGGCAGAUACACUUUCCCUUAUGAAUGAACGUGGGUAUGGGGAUGAAGAAAGGGUAGUUCACAGAACUGUGAAUCCAAAAGCUAUUACUAUGGGACAACUUUUUGGAAGAUUUGACCCAGUAUCUCAUGAGUGGACAGAUGGCAUAGUUGCCAACACUUUUCGAGAAUUUGCUUUAACUGAGACACCUGAUCGAAAAUGGGUUGUUUUUGAUGGUCCUAUUGAUACCCUCUGGAUAGAGAGCAUGAACACUGUGUUGGAUGACAACAAAAAGCUUUGUUUGAUGAGUGGAGAAAUCAUUCAAAUGUCCCCUCAGAUGAGCCUCAUUUUUGAAGCUAUGGAUCUGUCUCAGGCUUCGCCUGCUACAGUCAGUCGUUGUGGAAUGAUUUAUUUGGAGCCUUUACAGCUGGGCUGGUUGCCACUUGUAACAUCUUGGUUGAGUACACUUCCUGAACCUCUGGACCAAAAGGAGUAUCAAGAACUUUUUGAAGAUCUCUUUAAUUGGAUAGUACCACCAGCAUUAAGAAUGCGUCAAAAACAAUGCAAAGAGUUGGUUCCCACCAGCAAUAGCAAUAAUGUGGUUUCUCUCAUUCGGCUUAUGGAAAUGUUGCUUAGUGAUGCAGUGGAAAAGGAGCCUACCAGUCCACACAUCCGCAAAUGGAUUAUGGGUUGUUUUGCUUUCGCCACGGUUUGGUCCAUUGGUGGAACCUGUGAUGGUGAUGGUCGGGUUCUGUUUGAUGCCUUUAUGAGGGAUAUUAUAGGAGGGAAGAUGGACAAACAUCCGAUGCCUGCAGCUGUGGGGAAAUGGGAACAUCCGUUUGAAGAGAGAGGCAUGGUGUAUGAUUUCAUGUUUGAGAUGAAAGGCAAGGGCCGUUGGAUGCAUUGGAAUGAAGCCAUUAAAAGCAUCAAUUAUAAUGAUAAAAAUCUUAAGGUUCAAGACAUUAUAGUCCCAACAAUGGACACAGUGAGAUAUACCUAUUUGAUGGAAUUGUGCAUUAAAUAUGGAAAACCGCUGCUUUUUGUGGGACCAACAGGUACUGGAAAAUCUGUAUAUGUGAAGGACAAGCUAAUGAACCAUAUAGAAAAGAGUCUCUACUUUCCAUUCUUUGUUAAUUUUUCUGCUCGAACCAGUGCUAACCAGACUCAGAACAUUAUCAUGGCCAGGCUCGACAAGAGACGGAAAGGAAUAUUUGGCCCACCUAUGGGAAAGAAGUGUAUCAUCUUUGUGGAUGAUAUGAAUAUGCCUACAUUAGAACAGUAUGGAGCACAGCCUCCUAUUGAACUUCUGAGACAGUUUUUUGACCAUGGAAUCUGGUAUGACCUAAAAGAUACAAAUAAAAUUGUAUUAGUUGAAAUACAAUUGAUGGCUGCCAUGGGCCCACCAGGUGGUGGAAGGAAUCCAGUCACACCUCGUUUUCUGAGACACUUCAACAUUUGCACAAUUAAUACCUUUAGUGAUGAAACAAUGGUCCGGAUUUUCUCUACUGUUGUAUCUUUCUACCUCAGAGCAAAUGAAUUUAUCCCAGAAUACUUCACAGUUGGAAACCAAAUUGUCAGUGGCACUAUGGAGGUAUAUAAGAAGGCCAUGGACAACCUGUUACCAACACCCGCUAAAUCCCAUUAUACAUUCAAUCUGCGUGACUUUGCACGAGUUAUCCUAGGCUGCUUGCUCAUCAAGAAGGAUUCAGUUGUAAACAAGCAUACAAUGGUGCGUCUUUUUGUACAUGAAGUAUUUCGAGUAUUUUAUGACCGUCUUGUGGAUGACACCGAUAGAGCUUGGCUGUUCAAACUAAUGAAGGAUAUUGUGAAAGAACAUUUCAAAGAAUCAUUUGAUGCAGUGUUUUCACAUCUGAGACAAGGAAAUGCACCAGUAACUGAGGAAGAUAUGAGAAAUCUGUUGUUUGGAGACUACAUGAAUCCAGAUCUUGAAGGAGAUGAAAGACUUUAUUUUGAAAUUCCAAGUGUACAAAUGUUUAGUGAUGUUGUGGAUUUGUGUUUGGAUGAAUAUAACCAAACUCAUAAAACAAGAAUGAACCUAGUAAUUUUCAGGUAUGUGCUAGAACAUUUGUCUCGCAUAUGCCGUGUGCUCAAGCAGUCAGGAGGUAAUGCCUUACUUGUUGGAAUGGGAGGAAGUGGGCGUCAGUCCAUGACUCGUUUAGCUACAUCUAUGGCAAAAAUGAAUAUAUUCCAACCAGAGAUCUCUAAGAGCUAUGGAAUGAAUGAGUGGAGGGACGAUCUGAAGACUCUUUUGAGGAGUGCAGGCAUGAAGGGCUUGAAGACUGUAUUUCUGAUCACAGACACACAAAUUAAGGAAGAAGGAUUUUUAGAAGAUGUUGAUAGUGUGCUUAACACUGGAGAAGUCCCCAACCUUUUUGCAGCUGAUGAAAAACAAGAGGUUAUGGAGGGUGUUCGUGCAGUAGCCCAGGCAGGCAGUAAGCAUGAAGAGCUCAGUCCCUUGGCUUUAUUUGCUUUCUUUGUGAACCGCUGCAAAGACAACUUGCAUGUUGUGGUAGCCUUCAGCCCAAUUGGAGAUGCUUUUCGCAACCGACUGAGACAGUUCCCAUCUCUCAUCAACUGCUGUACUAUUGACUGGUUCCAGCCAUGGCCUGAAGAUGCUCUUGAACGUGUGGCUAUUAAAUUUUUGGAAAGGCUUGAGCUCACAGACAAUGAACGUCAGGAAGCUGUUCCCAUCUGUAAACAUUUCCAUACUUCUGUGUUGUCCCUUUCUGAAAGAUUUUUGAACCAAUUGGGACGACAUAAUUACGUUACUCCUACCUCCUAUCUUGAACUUAUUGCUUCCUUCCAACAACUUUUGACUCAGAACCGAGAUAAUGUCAUGAAAGCAAAGAAAAGAUAUACUAAUGGCUUAGAUAAACUAGCUUUCGCUGAAUCUCAGGUUGGUGAAAUGAAGCAAGAAUUAGUUGAUUUGCAGCCUAAAUUGGAGCAGGCUAAAGUGGACAAUGCAAAUAUGAUGAAGAUAAUUGAGAAAGAGUCUGCAGAAGUUGAAGCAAAAAGCAAAACUGUAAAAAUAGAUGAAGAGCUUGCUACAGAAAAAGCAACAGAAGCCACAGCACUGAAGAAUGAAUGUGAAAGUGAUCUUGCAGAGGCCAUUCCAGCCCUAGAGGCAGCAUUGUCUGCACUUGAUACACUGAAGCCUUCAGAUAUUACAAUUGUGAAAUCAAUGAAGAAUCCACCAUCUGGUGUUAAACUUGUUAUGGCUGCCAUCUGUGUCAUGAAGGACAUAAAACCUGAAAAAGUUGCAGAUCCUUCAGGGAUUGGAGGAAAGAUUUUAGACUACUGGGGACCUAGCAAAAAACUUUUGGGUGACAUGAAUUUCUUAAGAGAUCUGAGAGAGUAUGACAAGGAUAACAUUCCAGUAUCUGUGAUGCAGAAGAUUCGUGCUGAAUAUCUGACUAAUCCUGAGUUUGAUCCCCCUAAAGUGGCUAAAGCAUCCUCAGCAGCAGAAGGUUUAUGUAAAUGGAUCAUGGCAAUGGAAGUUUAUGAUAGAGUUGCAAAGGUGGUUGCUCCUAAGAAAGCCCGAUUAGCAGAAGCACAACAGUCAUUGGCACAAACGAUGGCAUUACUUAAUCAGAAAAGAGCUGAACUUCAAGCUGUUGAAGACCGUUUGGAAGCAUUGCAACAAACCUUUGUUGAGAAAACUGAAGAAAAAGCUCGCCUAGAAUUUCAGGUGGACUUGUGUGCUAAAAAGCUGGAAAGAGCAGAAAAGCUUAUUGGAGGACUUGGUGGAGAAAAAUCAAGGUGGUCUAAUGCAGCAAAUGACCUUCAAAACACAUAUGAUAAUUUGACAGGAGAUGUCUUGAUAUCAGCAGGAGUGAUAGCUUAUCUGGGUGCUUUCACUUCGGGAUUUCGACAAGAGUGUGCAAAAGAUUGGAGCAAGCUGUGUAAAGAUAAAAAUAUACCUUGUUCUGAGAACUUCUCCUUGAGUAAAACACUUGGUGAUCCCAUAAAAAUUAGAGCCUGGAAUAUUGCAGGUCUUCCAACAGAUCAGUUUUCUAUAGACAAUGGUGUGAUUGUCAACAACUCUAGACGUUGGCCGUUAAUGAUUGAUCCCCAGGGUCAAGCAAAUAAAUGGAUAAAAAAUUCCGAAAAAGAGAACAGGCUGAGUGUAAUAAAAUUCACAGACACAGACUACAUGAGAAUUCUAGAAAACUGCAUUCAGUUUGGAACUCCACUUCUGCUUGAAAAUGUUGGAGAAGAAAUUGAUCCUUCACUGGAACCUCUGCUUCUUAAAUCAACUUUUAAACAAGGGGGCAUGGAUUGUAUUCGGCUUGGUGAAACAAUUAUUGAAUAUUCCUUUGAUUUCAAAUUUUAUAUUACCACCAAAUUAAGAAAUCCACAUUAUUUGCCUGAACUAGCUACCAAGGUUUCUUUACUCAACUUCAUGAUUACCCCAGAAGGACUUGAAGAUCAGCUUCUAGGCAUUGUUGUAGCAAAGGAAAGACCAGAAUUAGAGGAGGAACGGAAUGCUCUUAUUCUCCAGUCAGCCAGCAAUAAGAAACAACUAAAAGAUAUCGAAAAUAAGAUUUUAGAAACAUUGCAAUCUUCUGAAGGGAAUAUUUUAGAAGAUGAAAGUGCUAUUACGAUUUUGGACUCUGCCAAACUAAUGUCUAAUGAAAUUACAAAGAAACAGCAGAUUGCAGAAAAAACUGAAAUUAAAAUAGCACAGUCUCGAGAAGGCUACAGACCCAUUGCAAAACAUUCAUCUGUACUGUUCUUUAGUAUUGCUGAUUUGGCUAAUAUUGAUCCUAUGUACCAGUAUUCUCUCAGUUGGUUUGUAAAUCUUUACAUCAAUUCUAUUCAUGACAGCAACAAGUCUAAAAUCUUGGAAAAAAGGCUGCGAUACCUGAAUGACCAUUUCACAUACAACUUGUAUUGCAACGUUUGCCGUUCCCUGUUUGAGAAGGAUAAGCUGCUGUUUUCAUUUUUAUUGUGCUGUAAUCUUCUAAUGGCUAAGAAAGAAAUAGAGCACCAAGAAUUUAUGUUCUUAUUAACUGGAGGAGUUGGCCUCAAGAGCAAAUACAAGAAUCCAGAUCCAUCUUGGAUACAAGAUAAAAGCUGGGAUGAACUCUGCCGUGCAAGUGAUAUGACUGCUUUUAAAGGACUACGGAGUCAUAUAGCUGAAGAACUCAAAGAAUGGCGUAAAAUCUAUGACAGUAAAGAACCCCAAAAUGUUCCCUUACCAAAACCAUGGAAUACAAACCUGAAUGAAAUAAAGAAGAUGAUUGUUCUUCGAUGCCUGAGACCUGACAAGAUUUCACCUGCUAUAACCACCUUUGUGACUGACAAACUUGGAAAGAAAUUUGUUGAGCCACCACCAUUUGACCUAACAAAAAGCUACUUAGAUUCAAAUUCUACAAUCCCACUCAUCUUUGUUCUGUCUCCUGGAGCAGAUCCUAUGGCCAGUCUUCUGAAAUUUGCAAAUGACAAAAAUAUGAUUGGAAACAAGUUUCAGUCCAUAUCUCUGGGACAGGGACAAGGACCAAUAGCAGCAAAAAUGAUUAGAUCAGGAAUGGAGGAAGGGACUUGGGUUUGCUUACAAAACUGCCACCUUGCUGUCUCCUGGAUGCCAAUGUUGGAGAAAAUCUGUGAAGAGUUCAGUCCUGAAACUUGCAUUGGCACUUUCAGACUCUGGCUGACUAGUUAUCCAUCACCCAAGUUUCCAGUAACCAUUUUACAGAAUGGUGUUAAGAUGACAAAUGAGCCUCCUACAGGCCUUCGGUUAAACCUGCUUCAGUCCUACGUCUCCGAUCCUCUUUCUGAUCCUGCCUUUUUUGCUGGGUGCCCUGGAAAGGAACAGAGAUGGGAGAAACUGCUCUUUGGAGUUUGUUUUUUUCAUGCUCUUGUUCAGGAGAGGAAGAAAUUUGGACCUCUUGGGUGGAAUAUUCCAUAUGGAUUUAAUGAAUCAGACUUGCGAAUCAGUGUAAGACAGCUUCAGUUAUUUAUAAAUGAAUAUGAACAUGUUCCAUUUGAAGCAAUAACUUACCUUACGGGUGAAUGCAACUACGGAGGGCGAGUGACAGAUGAUUGGGACAGACGCCUACUACUAACUAUGCUUGCUGACUUUUACAAUCCAGAAAUAGUUGAAAAUCCUCAGUAUUUAUUUUCUCCUAGUGGCAAUUACUAUGCCCCACCGCGGGGUACCUAUGAUGAAUACAUUGAAUUUAUUAAGAAUCUCCCUUUCAGUCAGCAGCCAGAGGUGUUUGGAUUGCAUGAUAAUGUAGAUAUCUCAAAGGAUCUCCAGCAAACAAAAAUCCUCUUUGAAUCUCUGAUUCUGACACAAGGAGGAAGCCAUCAAGGAGGGUCUUCAGGUGGUGGUGACACUGCUUUGUAUGAAAUUGCAGAUGACAUCCUGAGCAAGCUUCCAAGUGAUUAUGAUAUUGAAGCUGCACUGCUCAAGUAUCCUGUGAGAUAUGAAGAAAGUAUGAACACUGUGCUAGUACAAGAAAUGGAGCGCUUUAACAAUUUAAUACGAACCAUACGUACAACUUUAGUGAACUUGAAGAAAGCCAUUAAGGGGUUGGUUGUGAUGGAUUCUGAACUGGAAGCCCUUUGUGGCAGUCUCCUCGUUGGAAAAGUUGCUGAGAACUGGGCUAAGCGUUCAUACCCAAGUCUGAAACCACUGGGAAGUUAUAUCCUUGAUUUCCUAGGAAGGCUGAAAUUCUUACAGGAAUGGUAUGAAUCUGGAAAGCCCUGUGUCUUUUGGCUGUCAGGGUUCUUCUUCACGCAAGCAUUUUUAACUGGAGCAAUGCAGAACUAUGCGCGAAAAUACACUGUUCCUAUUGAUCUACUUGGAUAUGAAUUUCAGGUUAUUCCUAAGGACACUUCUAAAGUUGCUCCAGAAGAUGGUGUUUAUAUUCAUGGAUUGUUUUUAGAUGGAGCUCGCUGGGACAGAAAGAAAGGACUUCUAGCUGAACAAUAUCCUAAAAUACUCUUUGACGCAAUGCCAAUUAUAUGGAUAAAGCCAGCAAAAAAAACAGCCAUAAAAAAAUCAAAUGCUUACGUGUGUCCACUCUACAAGACAAGUGAGCGUAAAGGAACCCUUUCAACCACUGGGCAUUCUACUAACUUUGUCAUUGCAUUAAUGCUGUUAACUGAUCAACCAGUCCAGCACUGGAUUAAGCGAGGGGUUGCUCUGCUUUGCCAGCUGGAUGACUAAUGCUGGAAAACUCAGAAUCAAAACAUGAAAAGAUGGGGAGAUUUCUUCCCCUAAGUGAAGAACUUUGUUACUGAUGUAGUUUGAUCAUUUGAACUUCUGAAUUGAUUGCAGUAUUUUGCAAUUAAAAAUUAAACAUGAUUGUUAUUCCUUUGUAAAGUUA
Lacerta agilis (Sand lizard) is the source of this 12040-nucleotide messenger RNA. It is a transcript of the gene DNAH12, whose product is annotated as dynein axonemal heavy chain 12. The record is from RefSeq and is a predicted model, not a curated record. The transcript has 73 exons. The coding region runs from base 106 to 11880 and encodes 3924 amino acids. Lineage: Eukaryota; Metazoa; Chordata; Lepidosauria; Squamata; Lacertidae. Gene Ontology annotation, molecular function: minus-end-directed microtubule motor activity; dynein intermediate chain binding; ATP binding. Gene Ontology annotation, biological process: microtubule-based movement. Gene Ontology annotation, cellular component: dynein complex.